Molecule: messenger RNA, 1662 nt
Organism: Ctenopharyngodon idella (grass carp)
Lineage: Eukaryota; Metazoa; Chordata; Actinopteri; Cypriniformes; Xenocyprididae
Gene: mlf1
Product: myeloid leukemia factor 1
Exons: 8
Coding region: 122-916 (264 amino acids)
Biological process (GO): regulation of DNA-templated transcription
Cellular component (GO): nucleus; cytoplasm
Source: RefSeq, a predicted model, not a curated record
UCUAGAAGCGCCUGUAGAGCGAGUACCGCAGAUCAUCCUCCCUCCAUCAACAUGUUCAACAGCCUCCUCGGACAGUUUGAAGAAGACCCUUUCUUUUCCUCCUCAAGGUAGGCGCUUCUGCAUGCUGUCACUGCUUCUCAACACUGGACAGCAGCUGUUUAUCGUACAAAACGACCCAUUCCAGGUCCAUCAUGAGCGCAUGCGGCAGAUGAUGAGGGGUUUCUCUGACCCCUUCGGUCAGGGCUUCAUGCCCAGCAUCACAGAUGGCCGUCACAGGGGGAACAGGGGCGCGGGCCAACCUAACACGAGCCUGAACCUUCGCAGUGACCGAGAGCUGGAUUUCUUUGGCAAUCCUUUCUCUAUGAUAGACAGCAUGAGGAACAGGAUGGAGGCAAUGCACAGAAACUUUGAAAACAUGGCUUCAGACUCCAACAGCCACUCAUUUUCCUCGUCUUCUGUCAUGACAUACUCUAAAAUGGGAAAUGAGCCGGCAAAAGUGUUCCAGGCCUCAGCUCAGACCCGCUGUGCUCCUGGAGGAUUAAAGGAGACCAGGAAGAGUCUGAAGGACUCUGAGAGUGGACUAGAGAAGAUGUCCAUUGGCCAUCACAUCCAGGACAGAGGCCACGUCAUCGAGAGGAAGGAGAACAGGAAAACCGGAGAGAAAGAACUCAACCAGGACUUCCAGAAUAUGGAUGAAACGGAGGCCCAGUCCUUUGAUGAUGAAUGGCAGCGUGAGGUGUCCAGAUUCCACGUUUCUUCUCCCAUGUCCCGUCUGGAAGCACCGAGACAUCGAGCGGUACACCGAGCAGCCAUCACAGGACCACCAGAGACACGCAGAAAUGCCAAAGCAGCUGCAGGAAAUCAAGCCCAUUACAAUGAGUUGAACAUUAAAGGCUCCAAUGUGAAGAAUCACUAAACUCAUUCACAAUAAAACACCACUGCUGCUGCUUCUUACUGCAGUUUCCUCAUAUCUGCCAUUGACUUUCUGAUGCCUGUGUCACACCACAAACUUGAGCAGCAUGUGAACUUCUGCUGCGCUCUGUACUAGAAGUUAUUUCUAGAUAACUCCAGUAGAGUUUUUCUUUUCUUUUUAUAUAAUGACCAUAUGUUUUAAAAUGGUUAUCAGUAGUGGGUCAUUGAUAAGCAUUAGAGCUGGUCUUUGAUUAACAGUACAUAAUCUGCUGGGUAAGUCGUGACUUGUCGAAUACUGUUUCCUGGUCCAAGAUUUUUCAGUAGUACUACAGAACACCAUGAGUGUAUAUCAGCACUGUUUGUUGUUUGCUUUUGGGAUGUGAAGGAGCAUUUGGACCUGGAUGAUGACAUGUGAACUCGGACAGUAUCCAGGUAGCAGAACCAGAGUUGGGAUCCAGUGCUGUAAAGCACUUAUUGAUGCUGUCCAUGUGUUUAUUCUGCAGUCAUCACCAUAAACCCUCUAAAAACCUUCCUCUGUACACAUUUGUUUAAAAAACAGCAUGAAAGUAGAGUUUUUAUAUAAAUGUUUCUCAUAGUGUUUUCCUCCUGACUUGAAGAUACGCUUCACUUUUUCUCAUUUCAAGAGGUACAUUUUUUGAGAACAAACACUGAGAACAAAAGAAAAUGCUAUCACAAUAAAUGCAUUUAAUAUGGCUAUUAGUUAAUAAAGUCUUUAUCCUGCUUGUUUCA